Messenger RNA from Strongylocentrotus purpuratus (purple sea urchin), 1128 nucleotides. RefSeq lists its product as uncharacterized. Gene Ontology annotation, molecular function: neuropeptide receptor activity. Gene Ontology annotation, biological process: neuropeptide signaling pathway. The transcript has a single exon. The record is from RefSeq and is a predicted model, not a curated record. Bases 1 to 1128 code for a protein of 375 amino acids. Gene Ontology annotation, cellular component: membrane. Lineage: Eukaryota; Metazoa; Echinodermata; Echinoidea; Camarodonta; Strongylocentrotidae.
AUGAAUGCUUUCCAACUGACAAAUAUCGCAGUCGCCUCCUGUGCCGGUGCAAUCGGCAUUCCAGGUAACAUUUUCAUUGUAUUCGUCUUCAGUCGAAGAAAAAAUAAAAACCCAACUGAUGUUGCGGUGAUCGCCCUUGCCCUCCUCGACCUCUUUCUAUGCUUGCUUUUGAUUGAAGGCAGUGCGACAUCCAAGACUGUUCGUUGGCUGUGCGUCGUCGAAAACAUGUUAAAGGAUGGCAUCUCUAUUGCAGGUCUGUUUAUAACUUUAUUCAUAGCUGUGUGUCGUUAUUUCGCGGUCUGCCGCCCGUUUUCAACCCGGUUUUCGUCGCCUCUAGCUUGGACAGUGUCAGCGGCAUCUGUUGUUAUCUCGAUCUUGAUUUACCUGCCGAUCGCAUUUCAUACUAGACCAGCGAAAAAUUCCCAAGGCAUCGCUAUCUGCAACGCCUUCGGGAAUGAUGAUCUGCUUCGUAAGAUAUACGUUGCGCUCCCUUCUGUCCUGGCUGGCUCUUCGUUGUCUAUCAUCGUAGUGCUGUACGUGAAGAUCUACAGCGUAAUUCGUCACCACCAGGCUCUUCGAGAGAGGAUGACAAAUGGCCUAGGAGCCAGUGAUGCUAAAGGGCGCAUCUCCUCGAUAUCAGCUACCGUCUCGAAGACGAAGUCCACCGCCAACAUUUCUACCCCUACUGACCGCCAGCCGUCAGUUCAAUCAUCAAGUGCACCUACCGCUGGCGACGAUGUCAGCAGUAAUGCUGAUACAAAAGCAAAUGAUGCCUCUGGUUUAGGUGACGUCAACGUUUCAAUCAACCACAAGAAGCCUCGAUGCAGUGGUACUGAAGAGCCGCACAAGAAGCGUACAACAGGAAAGAAGCAACAGGCGGACCACAAGACAACCAAGAUGCUCGUCAUCGCGACUAUUUUCUUUUUCGUCUUGUUGAUCCCUGAGUUGGCCAUUAAGCUCUUGACAACCGAACAGAAGUUCCGCUUGGCUCAGACCCUCCCUAAAGGCGUUGCCAUCCUUACUUUUCUUUACAACCUGCACUACAUCAACCAGUUCAUCAAUAUUUUCAUCUAUCUCAUCGCUAAUAAGAAGUUUCGAGGAGAAUGCGUUCAAAUUUUCAAGUCCUAG